AUGAACUCAUCUAACGUGCGGUAUCUGUUGAUGCGAGCUGGCCCGGCCAUCCAGGACCACAGCAGCAACAGCAGCAACAGCAGCAGCAGCAGCAUCAACAUCAGCAUCAGCAACGACAGCAACGACAACAACGACAGCAGCAGCAGCAUCAUCAGCAUCAGCCACAUCAACCUCCACCACAUACUCCUUCUAUGGAACCUCACGGCAGCUUACCCUGGGAUAUCGGUCCCUUCGCAUUAG
This is a messenger RNA of Parascedosporium putredinis, 240 nucleotides long. The record is from the annotation of a GenBank genome assembly. Lineage: Eukaryota; Fungi; Ascomycota; Sordariomycetes; Microascales; Microascaceae.